AUGGUGCUCGAGACGGCCUGCGACUCGGCGACGAUCAGAUGGGCGGCCGGCGGCGGCGAGUCGGCGGUGUCGCACUACCACGUGCAGUUUCGCGAGCUCUUCGUCGGCCGGCCGCCGGAGCCGUGGCCGGCGACGCACCAGAAGGUGAAGACGACGGCCUGCCGCAAGAAGAACCUCGCGCCGUCGACGGCCUACGAGGUCCGCGUCCGCGGCGUCGCGGCCGCGGGCGGCCCGGGCCCCUACGGCGCGACGCUGUGCCUGAGGACGGCGCCGGCGCCCCCGGCGCCGCCGCCGGCCUACGAGGGCGAGGUCCGCGACGACCUCCGCGAGACCGUGCGGUCCGCCGCCGUGCGCGAGGCCGAGGACGCGCGGCGCCGCGCGGCCGCGCGCGCCGCCGCGGCCGCGCGCGCGGCCGACGAGCCCCCCGCGCCCAAGCCCGCGGUGCCGAGCCUGAAGCUGUCGUGGUCCUGCGGCGUCUGCGGGCGCACGAACGAGCUCUCGCGCAACUGCUGCCGCGUCUGCGCCAUGCCGCGGUCCCCCCCGGCGUCCCGGUCCUACUGCAACGAGAAGCUCGCGUCGCUCAAGGGCGCCUGGGAGAGCUGCGUCGACGAGCAGCGGCGCCGCGACCGGGCCGCGUCCGCGAGCCGCCCCGUGUACCCGCCCGGCGGCCCGCGGCCCCGGAGCCGGAGCUCGUCGGCGCUGCCCGACGCCGCGCCGCGCGACGCGCCGAGGAGCGACCGGGCGCGGAGCCCGCGGCCGUCGACGCACGCGCUCGAGACCGCGAGCAGCUCGUCGCGGCGGCGGCGCAAGUCGACGACGGACCUGCCGUCGGCCGGUGACGAGCCCCGGCGGCCGAGCCGGGGCCGGCCGCCGCGCGCGUGCGCGGGCCCCGCGCGGCGGCCUCCCGCGCCGCCCGCGGCGGACGCGGCCGGGGGCGCGCGCGCCGCGGCGCCGGCGAGCGGCCGCCGCGACCACCGGCCGCCCCCGGCGAAGGCGAGCUCGCCGCGCGCGGCCGCGCCGACGCCCGGGUCGCCCUACGCCAAGAGCGUCCGCGGCCGCAAGUCGCCCAAGUCGCCGGGCGCGCCGCGGAGCGCGCUGCGGCCGCGGCCGCCCGGCGGCGACAAGCCGCGGCGGCCGGCGUCGGCCGGCGCCGCGCGGCCCGCCGCCAAGAAGGCCACGGGCGUCAACCUCCGCCAGGGCGUCAAGUACGUCGGCCGCUGGCUCCGGCGGCGCAAGCCCCCGGCGCCGGACGCGACGCCGCGGAAAUCCGCGAGCCUCUCGCCGCGGAAGCCCCGGCCCGACGAUCCGGCGCCGCCGGACCCGAAGUCCUUCACGGACGACCUCGGCGCGACGACCAAGUUCCUCACGAAGCACUCGAACCGGCCCUGCUGCUUCGAGGCCGCGGGGAGCGACGACCGCAACUACUACGACACGGCGACGGCGACGUGGUCCCGCGCGCCGCCGGCCGGCGCGCCGCGCUGGUACUGCAUGACCAACGACGACGCCGUCGCCUACUACUGGCACUCCCUCACCGGCGACACGGCCUGGGACCACCCGGGCGAGGACGUCUGGCGCGAGUGCGCCGCGCCGGACCUCCCGGGCCGCAAGGUAGCCACGAAGAGCAAAGCGCAGUGCAAAAACCACGUCAAGCGCGGCGACGAGGACCCGGAGUGGAUCCAGUCCUUCUUCUCCAUCGUCCAGGACGAGGAGGCCGCGGGGAGCGACGACCGCAACUACUACGACACGGCGACGGCGACGUGGUCCCGCGCGCCGCCGGCCGGCGCGCCGCGCUGGUACUGCAUGACCAACGACGACGCCGUCGCCUACUACUGGCACUCCCUCACCGGCGACACGGCCUGGGACCACCCGGGCGAGGACGUCUGGCGCGAGUGCGCCGCGCCGGACCUCCCGGGCCGCAAGGUCUACUCCUGGGCCGGCCCUGCCGCGGCGUCGGGCUGA
This is a messenger RNA of Aureococcus anophagefferens, 1959 nucleotides long. RefSeq lists its product as hypothetical. Gene Ontology annotation, molecular function: protein binding. The transcript is spliced from 5 exons. The coding region runs from base 1 to 1959 and encodes 652 amino acids. The record is from RefSeq and is a predicted model, not a curated record. NCBI's taxonomy places the organism in Eukaryota, Pelagophyceae, Pelagomonadales, Pelagomonadaceae.